ACAGCGACAAGAUGGAUUACCAGAAUCGAGCAGGCUCCAAAUUCGGCGGUGGAGGCGUCGCCUCUCACUCCGCAACCAACGCCGACCGUCGCGAGCGCCUGCGCAAGCUCGCGCUGGAAUCAAUCGACCUCGACAAAGACCCCUACUUCUUCAAGAACCACGUCGGCAGCUUCGAGUGCCGUCUCUGUCUCACAGUCCACCAAAAUGACGGCUCCUACCUGGCCCACACGCAGGGCAAAAAGCACCAAACGAACCUCGCCCGUCGCGCCGCCCGCGAACAGCGCGAAGGCAAAAACCAAGACCCCUCCUCGCUCCCCGGUGCAAUGGGCGUGCAGGUCAAGAAGCAGACGAUCAAGAUCGGCCGCCCCGGUUACAAGAUUACCAAGAUUCGGGACCCCUUGACGCGCCAGAUGGGUCUGCUUUUCCAGUUGCAGUUCCAAGAGAUCACGCCCGGUGUGGUCCCGCGCGUGCGGUUCAUGUCAGCGUUCGAACAGAAGAUUGAAGAUCCGGAUAAGAACUUCCAGUAUCUGGUUGUUGCGGCCGAGCCGUAUCAGACUUGCAGUUUCAAGCUCCAGGCUAAGGAGAUUGAUCGCCGGGAAGGGAGGUAUUGGAACUGGUUUGACGAGGAUAGCAAGGAGUUCUGGGUGCAGAUCAUGUUCAAGACUGAGCGUGAGGAACGCUUCAGUGGUGUGCCCGGUCUUGCGCCUAUGCGGACUUGA
This is a messenger RNA of Penicillium cataractarum, 719 nucleotides long. Its product is annotated as spliceosome assembly protein PRP11. The transcript has 2 exons. Lineage: Eukaryota; Fungi; Ascomycota; Eurotiomycetes; Eurotiales; Aspergillaceae. Gene Ontology annotation, molecular function: nucleic acid binding; zinc ion binding. Gene Ontology annotation, cellular component: catalytic step 2 spliceosome; nucleus; U2 snRNP. Gene Ontology annotation, biological process: spliceosomal complex assembly. The coding region runs from base 12 to 719 and encodes 235 amino acids. The record is from RefSeq and is a predicted model, not a curated record.